Molecule: messenger RNA, 617 nt
Organism: Panthera uncia (snow leopard)
Lineage: Eukaryota; Metazoa; Chordata; Mammalia; Carnivora; Felidae
Product: peptidyl-prolyl cis-trans isomerase A-like
Exons: 1
Coding region: 88-579 (163 amino acids)
Biological process (GO): protein peptidyl-prolyl isomerization
Molecular function (GO): peptidyl-prolyl cis-trans isomerase activity
Source: RefSeq, a predicted model, not a curated record
UUUGUCUUAUCUGAAGUGCCUAGUGGAGGAGAAAAGGUCAAAAGAGUUGCAGACGCCACUACCUGGAGCAACCCGCGCUGCUGAGCCAUGGUCAACCGCACUAUGUUCUUUGACAUUACCAUGGAUGGCGGAUCCUUGGGCUGCGUCUCCUUCAAGGUGUUUGCAGACAAAUUUCCAAAGACAGCAGAAAAUUUUCAUGCUCUGAGCACUGGUGAGAAAGGAUUUGGUUAUAAAGGUUCUUGCUUUCAUAGGAUUAUUUGGGGAUUUCUGUGCCAGGAUGGUGACUUCACAUGCCACAAUGGCACCAGUGGCAAGUCAAUCUGUGGGGAGAAAUUGGAUAAGAGGAAUUUCAUCCUGAAGCACAUGGGUCCUGGCAUCUUGUCUAUGGCAAAUGCUGGACCCAACACCAACGGUUCCCACUUUUUCAUCUGCACUGCCAAGACUGAGUGGUUGGAUGGCAAGUAUGUGGUCUUUGACAAGAUGAAAGAGGGCAAGAAUAUUGUGGAAGCCAUGGAGCACUUUGGGGCCAAGAAUGGCAAGACCAGCAAGAUCACCAUUGCUGACUGUGAACAAAUCUAAUAAAUUUAGCAAUGUUUAUCUUAAUUACCAGACCAUUC